AUAUAUAUAAUCCCAACACAUCCUCACCUCUAAUUCAUCUCUAGUAAUUUUUUUUUUGAAGAACCCUAAUGAUGGGUUCCAAAGCUUCAGCCAUGUUUUUCAUUCUCUCAAUCUUCAUGGCCUUAUCUUUGCCCCCAAUUUAUGCUUGCACUCCUUGUACUCAGCCCCACCCUCCUCAGCCCCCUUAUCACCGCCCUUCCCACCCUAAAAUUCCCCAUCCAAAACCCCACCCUCCUCACCACGGCGGUGGAGGAGGCGGAGGCGGUGGUGGCGGUGGCAGUCGUGGAGGAGGUGGUGGCGGAGGUGGUGGCAGCCGUGGAGGUGGUGGUGGAGGUGGCGGAGGUGGCGGUGGACAUCAUCCCCACCCACCAAUUGUAAUUCCCCCACCAGUUAUCUCCCCACCAGUGAUAACCCCACCAGUGAUAACCCCUCCAGUGAUAACCCCUUCACCACCAUCUACAACCUACCCUCCUUACACUAGCCCUCCUCCUAGUGGGGGUGGUGGAGGUGGAGGUGGAGGUGGCGGCGGUGGCGGUGGAGGUGGUGGUGGACCAGGCUCAGGGCAAUACCCUCCACCAGCGCCGCCGGUUCAACCGACGUGCCCAAUAGAUGCAUUGAAAUUAGGUUUAUGUGUGGAUGUUCUUGGAGGGUUGGUGCAUAUUGGUCUAGGGAAUCCAGUUGAGAAUGCAUGUUGUCCAGUGCUUGGAGGGCUAUUGGAACUUGAAGCAGCAGUAUGUUUGUGUACAACUUUGAGGAUUAAGCUUUUGAAUCUCAAUAUAUUCAUUCCUUUGGCACUACAAGCUCUUAUUACCUGUGGCAAGAAUCCUCCUCCUGGCUUUGUUUGUCCUCCACUUUAGGGAUAUAUCCAUCAUCAUUUUUACUUCUUGUUUCUAGGUCUUAAUUGUCUUUUUGAUGGGGUUUUAUGUUAACAUCUCUGGGGUCUUUUUGUAGUAUUCAUCAUUUGGUUUUAUCUUUGUUGUCUUGGAUAUGCUUUUUUUUUUUUUUUCUUGCUAAGAAAACUCACUUUAGUUAUUUUUAUUUUUAGGUAUAUCUCUAAUAUUAUCUAUCAUUUACUAAUGAUGUAAUGAUUUAGAAUAUUUUCUGAUUCUCACUCUCUUGAAGUUGCAACUUUUUUUAGUUUAA
Messenger RNA from Cucumis sativus (cucumber), 1143 nucleotides. Its product is annotated as 36.4 kDa proline-rich protein. NCBI's taxonomy places the organism in Eukaryota, Viridiplantae, Streptophyta, Magnoliopsida, Cucurbitales, Cucurbitaceae. The coding region runs from base 69 to 857 and encodes 262 amino acids. The record is from RefSeq and is a predicted model, not a curated record. The transcript has a single exon.